Nerophis lumbriciformis (worm pipefish) is the source of this 2976-nucleotide messenger RNA. Lineage: Eukaryota; Metazoa; Chordata; Actinopteri; Syngnathiformes; Syngnathidae. The record is from RefSeq and is a predicted model, not a curated record.
AUGGACAAGAUUUUGGAGGGCCUGAUCAGCUCCACUCACACGCUUCCGGUAAAGAAGGCCAUCGUGAAGAAGGUUGUGGAGGCAGCUGAGAAGGAUGUAGGGGCGGAGGAGUGCCGUUCCUUGUUUGCCGUUACCACUCGCCUUAUUCUGCUGGGCGAGGACGCUUUCCAAAAGCAGGUGGGCUUUCAGGUCCUCGAGGCAUACGCUCGCUACCACCGCUCAGAGUUUGAGGCGUUCUUCAACAAGGACUUUGUGCUGUCCUUGCUUCAGCAAGGCUACGAGCAGCUGGAGAACAAAGAUGUGUCCAUCGUGGACUAUGUCCACUGCGGUUUACGGCUGCUUAUCAGCUGCCCCACCGUGCUGGAGCUGUUCGCCGUGGUCCAGGUGGAGGCUCUGAGGAUGGUGUGCGAGCGGCCCGGCCCGGCCCUGUGCGCCCGUCUGGCCGCCCUGCUGUCCGAUUUUGUGCAGUGCGUGCCCAGGGACAAGGGUGGCGUCCUCUUUUGCCAGCAGCUGGUGAGGACCAUCGGGUACUUCCACUGUCUGACCAGUCAGGAGCAGGAGCUGGGCGAGUACGUGGCUCACGUCACCAAGGUCGGCACUUUGCUGCAGAACAUCUGGAAGGCCGAGCCGGCCGCGCUGCUGCCUUCCUUGCAGGAGGUCUUUGCCAUCAUAUCUUCCACAGACCCGUCUUUCGAGCCAUCCAUCGCCUUGGCCAGUCUGGUGCAGCACAUCCCAGUCCAGAUGAUCACUGUGCUUAUUAAAAGUCUCACCACCGACCAGAAUGUUAAAGAUGCAAACAUGACCAAAGCACUGUGCAGGAUGAUCGACUGGCUGUCGUGGCCUCUGGCCCAGCAUGUGGACACGUGGGUCAUCGCUCUGCUGAAAGGACUGGCUGCUGUUCAGAAGUUCACUAUUCUUAUUGAUGUCACUUUGCUCAAAAUUGAACUGGUGUUCAAUCGUCUUUGGUACCCCAUCGUACGACCGGGGGCGCUCGCUGUCCUCUCACACAUGCUGCUCAGUUUCCAGCACUCUCCUGAGGCCUUCCAUCUGGUGAUUCCACACGUGGUGCCUCUGGUGCAAUCGCUGCAGGCCGACAACCUUACCACCAGUAAAGCCUUCCUGCUGCAGUUCACCGAACUGAUACACUGCAUGAUGUACCAGUACUCGGGUUUUCCGGACCUCUACGACCACAUUUUGGAAACCAUCAAGGACCUGCCCAAACCGAGCGAGGAGAAGAUCAAACUGGUGCUGAAUCAAAGUGCCUGGACGUCGCAGUUCAACUCUUGCGCUUCGGGUCCGCCGCGGCAGACCGGGAAGUCCGAAACCGGCAAGACGGGUUUGGUCAACCUGGGCAACACCUGCUACAUGAACAGCAUCUUGCAGACGCUCUUCAUGGCGACGGAUUUCAGACGCCACGUCUUGUCACUGCGCCUAAACGGAUCCAGCACGUUAAUGAAGAAGCUGCAGAUGCUUUUCGCCUUUCUGGCGCACACUCAGAGGGUGGCGUACGCUCCCAGGAACUUCUUGGAGGUGUCGCGGCCACCCUGGUUCAACGCCGGCUCUCAGCAGGACUGCUCGGAAUACCUGCGCUUUCUUUUAGACAGGUUACACGAAGAGGAGAAAACCAUUCAGGUGUUGGAGUCGGCCGUGCCGAGCGUUCCUGCCGAUGUCGUAGACUCGAUCUCCAAAGACGUGGCGGCUCCCGUGCCCUCCGAAGAAGGCGGUGCCCCCUCCCCGAAAGCGGACGACAAAGUCGACGACGGUCGGACUCUCAUCGAAAGGACGUUCGGAGGCAAGCUGGUGACGGGCGUCCGCUGCACGCACUGCGACGGCGUCUCCGAGAAGGAGGAGCCGUUCACCGACCUCUCGCUGGCUUUCUGCCCCUCGCGGGACGCCGACAAGACGAAAGCGGUUCUCCAGGGUUGCGUCAACGGCGGAUGCGAGGCCCCUGGGCCGGCGACCGAAGAGCAAACGGGCCACGUGGGCACGGCGGCGGAGGAGGAGGAGCCGCGCUUGUCCGUGCCCGACCUGGUCGACUACUUCCUGGCGCCGGAGAUCCUAGACCGGGACAACGCGUACUUCUGCGGCAAGUGUGGCGGUCUGCGGCGGGCGGAGCGGACCCUCAAAGUGACGGCGGCUCCCGAGUACCUAAUCCUGACGUUGCUUCGCUUCGCCUACGACGCCAAGUGCCACGUACGCCGCAAGAUCCUGGACAACGUCACCAUCCCGCCGCGUCUCCGCCUGCCCGUUCAACGGCCGUCGCCGCCCUCGCCGCCUGCGACCCCGCCCGCUUCUGCGCCCUCGCCCCCGUCGGAGCCCGCUGAGAGCAGCGAGAACCUGGCCAAAAAGCUCAAACCCUCCCGUCAAGACGAGGAAAUCCAAUCGGUGGUUUACGUCCUCAGCUCCGUCGUAAUGCACUCGGGCGUGUCGUCCGAGAGCGGACAUUACUACUCCUACGGUUGCGACCGCGCGGCGGAUGUCGACCCCGCCCACCAUAAGGACGGCUUGAGUCAAGGGGAGCGAGUCCGAGAGGGACCCGGCGGCGUUGCCGCUAACGCCGCUCCCUCAGGCGAUUGGCUGCUGUUCAACGACAGCAGGGUGACAUACGCCUCCUUCCAGUCGGUACAGAACAUCACCAACCGCUUCCCAAAGGACACGGCCUACGUGCUUAUGUACAGAAAACAGGAAGCGGCGGCGCAGGACUCGGUCGUGGGCUCGGCGGCCAACGGAAGCAGGCAGAGUGCAGAGCCGCCGCUGCAGAAAGAACUGCUGGACGCCAUUAUCAAGGACAACAAGCUGUAUCUGCAGGAACAAGAACUGAACGCUCGGACUCAGGCCCUACAGGCCCCAUCGUCUUCCUGCUCCUUCAGGCCCGACGGCUCGGAUGACAACAACCCGCCUGGGAGUUGCGGCCCGUCCGGAGGGGGAGGCGGAGGGGGAGGGGGCUUCAACACUAUCAGUAGACUGGUCUUCUAA